Messenger RNA from Cebus imitator (Panamanian white-faced capuchin), 1105 nucleotides. It is a transcript of the gene MED29, whose product is annotated as mediator complex subunit 29. Lineage: Eukaryota; Metazoa; Chordata; Mammalia; Primates; Cebidae. Gene Ontology annotation, biological process: regulation of transcription by RNA polymerase II. The transcript has 4 exons. The record is from RefSeq and is a predicted model, not a curated record. Gene Ontology annotation, molecular function: transcription coregulator activity; transcription factor binding. The coding region runs from base 117 to 719 and encodes 200 amino acids. Gene Ontology annotation, cellular component: mediator complex.
UGGCUGAAUUGCCUGAGAGGCGGGACUAUCUAGCAAACGGGGACUAGAGACGGGGAUGCUGAAAAGCAACCGGGAGAGACACACUUGUGACGCACUUCCGGCGGUCCGUGAGGAAGAUGGCUGCAUCCCAACAGCAAGCUUCAGCGGCUUCCUCAGCUGCUGGUGUAUCGGGUCCCAGUUCGGCUGGCGGCCCGGGUCCCCAGCCGCAGCCGCAACCGCCAGCACAACUCGUGGGCCCUGCCCAGAGCGGCCUUCUGCAGCAACAGCAGCAGGACUUCGAUCCUGUGCAGCGUUAUAAGAUGCUCAUCCCGCAGCUGAAGGAGAGUCUACAGACCUUGAUGAAGGUUGCAGCCCAAAACUUGAUUCAGAACACUAACAUCGACAAUGGACAAAAGAGCAGUGACGGACCCAUACAGCGCUUUGACAAGUGCCUGGAGGAGUUCUACGCACUCUGUGACCAGCUGGAGCUCUGCCUGCGCCUGGCACAUGAGUGCCUGUCACAGAGUUGCGACAGUGCCAAGCACUCUCCCACACUGGUGCCCACAGCCACCAAGCCCGACGCAGUGCAGCCUGAUAGCCUGCCCUACCCACAGUAUCUGGCAGUCAUCAAAGCCCAGAUUACUUGUGCCAAGGACAUUCACACGGCCCUGCUGGACUGUGCCAACAAGGUCACGGGCAAGACGCCUGCACCACCUGCUGGCCCUGGGGGCACCCUGUGAAGUCGGGGGCAGGGAGUGGGGCAGGCAGUGGUUGGUGGGUGGUGUGUAAAGGGAAUGAAGUGGCCUAGGCUAAACCCAGCAGCCUUCUCUGACUCUUCUUCCUGUCUGAACACUGCGGCUGGAGCCAGCAGGGGGCAGCAGAGGCCGACAGGGAGCGCGCAGGCGGGGCCCUUGCCUCCCCGGCCCUUCUUCCUGCUCCCCCUCCUAGCCUCAGGUAGACUUUGUACUGUGUGUGUUGAUGACCUCUCUUUUCCAGGGGCCCUCUCCCAUCCUGGGCUGGGUGUGAAGCCCUGGUUGUCCCCUCUCUCUCAGUCCUUCCUGUCUCCAGCUGGGAGGUGGGCUGUGUCUACUCUUCUGUCUCUAUUACAGUUGUCUGUCUCAUCCUG